Chaetomium strumarium is the source of this 5695-nucleotide messenger RNA. RefSeq lists its product as uncharacterized. Lineage: Eukaryota; Fungi; Ascomycota; Sordariomycetes; Sordariales; Chaetomiaceae. Bases 96 to 5675 code for a protein of 1859 amino acids. Gene Ontology annotation, molecular function: nucleic acid binding; 3'-5' DNA helicase activity; ATP binding. The transcript is spliced from 2 exons. Gene Ontology annotation, cellular component: nucleus; chromosome; cytoplasm. Gene Ontology annotation, biological process: double-strand break repair via homologous recombination; DNA replication. The record is from RefSeq and is a predicted model, not a curated record.
AUUGAUCCGCGCACUCCUCCCCAGCUUCUUCCGCAGGACUUCCCGACCCGGAUGCGCGAGGUCCGAGUCUCGGACGGCUGUUCCGACUAGGCUUCAUGACUCGCAACAAUCUCGGCGAGCAUCUGGGCUGGCUGGUCAACACCAUCCGGCGUUCGUCGCCCGCCGCGCCGCAACUGCCCGCGCCCGCUGCCCCAGAUUUGCGCGGCCGCUCUCCUGCUCCGACGUCCUUCUCGCUCGAGUCUGCCAGGUCCGAACUGGGAUCGCAGACGCGCCGGACCGGCCGUUCUUACAAUACCAAUUCUUCGACUUCCACCUCCUCCAGCUCUCUUCAUCCCCUCACUCCUCUCACACCACAGCUCUCGCGCCUGCCAGAUGAAGCCCGAUCCGCCGUUCAAACGCGGGAUGCUGACAAGGUAGUCAGGAUGGAAGCGAGAAUGGGACAGGCUUCUUCCUCCAACACCAGCUCCAAUUCCAACUCCCAUUCCAAUUCCACUGCCAACCCCAAUGGCAACCUCAAUUCCAGUCGCCCGACAUUGGCUACUCUGCAGCAACCCUUGCCCACGCCCGCAUCAACGACCGCUACCACCCCAAUUGGUCCACUUCAACGCGCCUACUCGGCCUCGCUCGCACGCACAAAUCAGCCCCGGAAUAGACCGCCGUCCCCAGUUUCUGGCAAUACUGGCGGCGCCCACAAUUCCCGUCCGACCGCGCCCAUCGCUCCUAUCCCCGACAGCGACGACGACAUGUUUUCCGACCCACUCGACUUGACCGACGUGGACAAGCACGAUGGCUCUAGUUCAGUCGUGGGCUUUGGGGAAGAAAAGAGGUUGUGGCGCGAGGACUUUGCUGAGCGGCCGGAACCAGUUCCCAGCCGCGUCAAGAAGCGGCGGAUUGACGAUAUGUCCCAGAGGCCGGUAGUAUCCAAGGAGAGAGAAGAGGGUGCCGAGGAUGAUUUCUUGGACAUUGACGACCUGAUCCCUUCCUCGUCCGUUUCAAGGUCGGUCGUGAAGCAGCGUGCGAAGUCCUCAACCGCUAGAGGCGAGAGUCCCUGCUCUCCUCUCCCUCAGAUGGUACUUGGCGGCAGCGCGUCUGCGACGAACUCGACCAGUGGGGCACGUGCCAAUGUUCACAAGGAGUCUCACAAAAGCGACCAAAAGCUGCCCCCGGGACGUUUGGAGAGGACACCGUCUCCUCCUCCUCAUGCGCCAGAUUCCACCAUAUCCAGCCGUAAGCGGAAGACGCCCUCCUCGCCCAGUGGCCGGGACGAUGAGAACCGUGAGCUAGGACCCACCUCCACGACUGAAGCCGGUAAAAGAUCCAAGAGGACAAAACCCGACAUCGUCCUAGACUCGGAGGACGAAUUCAUGACACCGCAUACACACCAAUCCACCGUGGAUACUAAGCCAGACAUCGAUCCGGCCAAGAACUCCCAGAUGGCUGGCAACGAUCAAUGCAGAGAUGCCGACCUCACAUCGUCCCCUACCAUACAGAUUCCAUCAAAGGCGGUGCUGAACUCGCUGGAUCGUCCAGCGACUCCGCAAGGGAACACUGCUGCUGGGAGUUUCACCAGUGAUACAAUUGAAGAAGCUCGUUCCGACGAAGUGCUGCCGUUUCAGGAGACCCCGAACAAGCAAGCUCCGCAGGGUUCUGCAGAUUCCGAAGUCAAACGAAACAAGCAUAUCCUGGAUCUGUUCUUCUCACGCCCUUCCGUGCUGGAGAGUAAGAUGCAGUUCUUCAUUGAUCAACUGAACAGAAACAAGGAGGAAUUUACCAAGUGCCUCCGCGAUAACGCACCAAAGGAAGAACGCGACCGCGUGCGCAAUGCUCGGAACGCCCUACUGCAGAAGCAGAAGGCGUUGGACACCAUUAAAAGUGAUCAUAGGUCUUUAAAGGACUUGUGUACUAAACGCGAGGAGAUGCUGACCGACCUGGGGAACGCGUUCGCGGACGGUCUUGACACAACGGAAGAUGAAGCCCGACUGGACGAGAUGUCGGAGGAAAUCAAAGCCAAGGAGGCGGCACUCAUCAAGAACCUCGUCUUUGCUGGCAUCGACGAUCCUGACUUUCUCAAAGACCCGAACGACUCUAUCGCGGUGCCUGACUCACCAGCCACUCCCGUCGUCUCCGCUACACAGCCAUCGUACAAGCUCGGUCUAAGACCCCCGUCCAGUCAACAGGCAGUCAUUCCGGAAUACAACUCACAGGUUGUCUUGCAGACACAGCCACUUCAGACCCGGACCCGUGAAGCUACCGCCGUGAGCACAUCACAGAACACGUCCAGACCACCGUCGGUUCCUUCAUUUUCAGAGGCUGGAGGCGGUAGCCUAAGGACAUCCAACCUUGCUGGUGCGGAUAAUACCGAGGAUACAGCUAUAGAGAUUGCCGAUGACGACAUGUUUGACGCCAUGGGUGACGACAGUUGGAUGGCAUUGGACAACCCCCCUGUUCCGUCACAGGUGAACCCUCCGAAGACGCACACGAAGACACCAGCCAAGAGCAAAGUUACGCCCGUGACUGAUUACUUUGACGAUGCUAGUGAUGAAGAGGAAAUGCUGGCCGUUGCGAACAGCUUCGAGCAGCAGCAGGCGAUGCUCGCCACGCCCCUGGACGCACACCGAGCACGGUCAGUGUUAUCGGAGUCGUCAGCGACUGCUGGUCCUCCUCCGAGAAAAAGAGCGGCAGCCAGGAUCGAGGCUCCGCGCCAGCCCAAAGCCUCGAUCAACUCAGAAUUGAUGAAAUAUCCUUGGUCCGAAGAUGUUCGCCGCGCACUGAAGGAUCGUUUCAGGAUGACGGGAUUCCGCCGCAACCAGCUUGAGGCCAUCAAUGCUACCCUCGCCGGCAAAGACGCAUUUGUGUUGAUGCCCACGGGCGGUGGCAAGUCCCUUUGCUAUCAGCUGCCAGCGAUGGUCAACUCGGGCACCACCCGCGGCGUCACCCUGGUGGUCUCGCCUCUGCUGAGCCUGAUGAACGAUCAGGUAGCCCAUCUUGAACGGCUCAAUAUCCUCGCCAAGUCCUUUAAUGGAGGCAUCAGUAAUGAGCUUCGCAACCACAUUUUGGGCGUUUUCAACCAGACCAAUCCGGAGCAUUUCGUCCAGCUGCUCUAUGUGACUCCUGAGAUGCUCACCAGCAGCCCGGCUUUCAGAAGAGGCGUCGACACGUUGUAUCGGAAAAAGAAGCUCGCGCGCAUCGUGAUCGACGAGGCCCACUGUGUGAGCCACUGGGGCCACGACUUUCGGCCGGAUUACAAAGCCCUGGGACAGUUCCGACGAUCGUAUCCCGGCGUCCCCGUUAUGGCACUGACAGCCACAGCGACCAGGAACGUGAUCGCCGAUAUCAAACACAACCUGGGCAUGGAAGACUGUGAAGUCUUCUCACAGAGCUUCAACCGGCCCAACCUAUUCUACGAAGUCCAACCCAAGCAGACACGCUUUAUCGCGGGCAUGGGCGAAAUGAUCAAGACCAAGUAUGCGGGACAGAGCGGCAUUAUCUACACGCUCUCGCGCAAGUCGGCCGAAGGUACUGCACACACGCUCUACACUAAGCAUGGGAUCGAGGCUCGUCACUACCAUGCUCAGAUGGACCCCGAAGCCAAGCUCGAGGUCCAGGAGAAAUGGCAGAGAGGGGAGAUCCAGGUCGUGGUGGCUACGAUUGCCUUUGGCAUGGGGAUCGACAAGCCGGAUGUGCGUUUUGUCAUCCAUCAGAACAUGCCCAAGAGCCUGGAAGGCUACUACCAGGAAACCGGGCGUGCGGGCCGCGAUGGACAGCCUUCUGACUGCUAUCUCUAUUUCUCCUACGCCGAUAUUCCCGUGCUGAGACGAAUGAUCAACGAGGACAAGGACAAGGUCAAGGAGGAGAAGGACAGGCAGCAUAUCAUGAUCAACCGCAUGAUCACGUACUGCGAGAGCUUGCAUACCUGCCGUCGGGUCCAGAUUCUGCAGUACUUCGGUGAGAAGUUCGACGCCGCUGAAUGCAACAACAUGUGCGACAACUGCCUCAGUGGGCAGACGAUUGCAGGUGCUACGCUGGAAGACUUCACAGAUUGCGCCGUGGCUCUCCUCAUGGCCGUCCGCGAACAGCACCAGCUCACGUUGGGGAAACUGGUCGAGAUCGUGACAGCAAGCAAGAACGUGGGGAGACACCAAGGCAUUGCUGGCUUCGGUCGCUGCAGGGGGAUGAAAAACCACGAAGUCCAGCGGGUCGUCAUGGUUCUCCAACACGAGGGCGCGCUGACCGACGUACAAGUGAUGUGUGAGAGCAACGGCAUUCCCGUCACUAACUACGAACUCGGUCCUGCGGGCCCAGAAUAUCUCGAUGGCGACCGCCGGCUACGGUUGGAAGUGCCGAGAUCCAAUCCGCCGGCCGCUCGGGGCAGGAAACAAGGUCGGGCUGCUACCCUCGAUAAUGCAUCGGCGGGUUCCUCUAAGGCGACCCGGACCCGACGACCCCCACCGUCGACAAACGUUUCUUCGCCUGUCCCUGCUAUGUCGAAGAGACAGAAAUCAAAAUCAAUCGCCACGACGCUGCUGGACGAAGAGGACAGCGACGGGGAAAGCGACGCCGGGCGGGACCUGACCGCCCACGGCUACGACAAAGACGGGUUCGUGGUUUCGGACCAGGAAAUGGAGGAGGACGCCUUCGACCCUGUACCUCCCCGCCGCCGCCCUUCGCCGAAGCGGCGCCAACAAACGCUGGACGAACUCGGCCCGCCCAUCUCGCGCGACACAUGCCUUGAGGAAGCUGGAAUCGACGACGUUCAUAGGGACAUCGUCGACGCAUUCGUUGACAGAGCCCACGAGAUGGAAGAGAACGUCCGCAACAAGAAUGGUCUCCGCCGCCCCAUUUUCACGGAACAGCAGUACCGUGAGAUGGCAAUCCGCUGGACGACCACUGUCGCCCAAAUGUACACCAUACGCGGAGUCGACAAGUCGAAGGUGGACCUAUACGGCGCUAAGUUCGCCGGGCUCGUGCAGCAGUUCUACAAGCAGUACCAGGAAAUGAUGGGCAAAGCGACGCAGUCGCCCUCGGCGGCGGCCGAAAUCGCCCCAAAGAACAGCAAGAAGGAAUUCGUCGACCUCAUCAGCGACGACGAAGACUAUGUCAUCAGCGAGCCUCCCCGCUUCCGUUUCCGGCGUGGACAAGAGGUGUAUAGCGAGGACGAGGACCAAGACGACGACGAAGGCGAGGACGAACUCGAGGAGGAGAUCGUGGAUGAGGGCGAAGAUGACGAGGACGAGGAUGACGAAGCGCUUGAAGCCUCCCGCUACUUCGCCGACGGCGCCUCCCGAUCGUCGUCAACUCACACCGCCGACCCCACAGUCCAACAAUGGCACCAGCGGUUCGAAGAGCUCAGCAAGGCAGACAGAAGGAGGGCCAAGGCGUCGUCCAACAGCAACGAGGUCGCCGGCCGGAUCUCGCGACCCGAGUGGAGGGGCGGAAAGAAGCCGUUCUACGCCAGGAACCGGAAUAAUAGGAAGGGAAGCUCCUCCCGUGGUGGCGGUGCGUCGUUCUCGCGGUCCAACUCGACAGGCGGCGUGUCCAAGCGCAGGGGAUCCGUUGGAUCUACCAGCCGACAGCCCGGAAGGGGCAAUGCAUCGGCAGGCAGCUCGCGGACCAAGUCUGCGUUUGGAAGUAUGAAGGCUGGCGCAAGCAGCGGCAUCUCCACCAUGCCUUACUGAAAUAUCUCGGUUGCGACAAG